AUGGAGCUGGGGGCUGCGCGGCGCGCGGUGCUCGCGGCCGUGCGGGGCACGCGCGCGGCCGACCUGCCCCGCCUGCUGCACUGGAUGCGCCACUCCCAUGACUUUGAUGAGCUUGUGGUGAGUAACAAUGAUGUUGUGCUCAAAAAUAUUGCUGAAGAUUUGCGGAAUCGUUUACCCAUCGAGGCAAUGUUUACUUCGGAACAUCAAGCUGUUCAGAAAAUACACCAGCAUCCACUGCCCAUGAUUCAUGUUGAUGCAUUCCUUUAUGAUGAUGAUGUUGUUGAUUCAUUGUGUGAGGAAGGGAAAAUGAGUAGGAGCUACUGCACAGAGUGUGGCUCAUACAAAACUGCAUCCUUAGAGUUUAUUUCGCAUUCCUUUUCCCUCAUGGAACUGAAGUUUCUUUAUCAACAUGUACUGCCUGACCUGACAGGAAAGGGUUAUCUUUAUAGCUCAGCAUCCCAGCUGUAUGGAGUAGAAAUGAAUGCAGACUUUUGCAAGUUGCAAGAACUUAUGAUUACAAAAUAUGAGUUCAUUGACAGAAUAAAGGUGGUUCAUGCAGACAUCUGUACUCAGGCUUCACUUCUUCAGAAGGCUGAUGUUGUUGUAAUGAAUAAUGUCUUUGAAUAUUUUCUUGACAGACAGGAACAGGUCAGAGCUUGGGAAUUUAUUGCUUGUAAUAUAAGGAAAAGAGGGUCCUUAUUAGUGACAGUUCCCAGUCUUCAAGAAUCACUUUCAAAGCUCCAGACAGAUGUACAGCUCAGCCAAUGGGUUGAAGAGAUGCAGCUAAACUAGAUUCUGUAUGGAAGAGGAUGUU
Messenger RNA from Lepidothrix coronata (blue-crowned manakin), 814 nucleotides. RefSeq lists its product as uncharacterized. The coding region runs from base 1 to 792 and encodes 263 amino acids. Gene Ontology annotation, molecular function: methyltransferase activity. Lineage: Eukaryota; Metazoa; Chordata; Aves; Passeriformes; Pipridae. The transcript has 9 exons. The record is from RefSeq and is a predicted model, not a curated record.